Talaromyces marneffei is the source of this 1242-nucleotide messenger RNA. RefSeq lists its product as uncharacterized. The record is from RefSeq and is a predicted model, not a curated record. Gene Ontology annotation, molecular function: transferase activity; pyridoxal phosphate binding. Gene Ontology annotation, biological process: biosynthetic process. Lineage: Eukaryota; Fungi; Ascomycota; Eurotiomycetes; Eurotiales; Trichocomaceae. Bases 1 to 1242 code for a protein of 413 amino acids. The transcript is spliced from 3 exons.
AUGGGUUCUUUGCACGACUCUCUCCAGAAAGCAUUAGACCAAAGAGAAGCUAGGUCGGCACGUCGCAGGCUCACUGUGUUGCCAACUGACGCUGCUGACUUCUCAUCUAAUGAUUUCUUAUCGCUUUCGAGCUCGUCCCUGCUAAGGUCACGGUUUCUACACAACUUGAACAAUUCUUACAGUCCUUCGGUCAGCCUCUCAUCGGCUCUAGGAAGCGGAGGUUCUCGUCUGUUAGAUGGCAACUCCGCAUACGCCGAGGACUUAGAGAAUUACAUUGCCAAUUUCCACAAUGCGCCCACUGGGUUAUUGUUCAACUCCGGGUUCGAUGCGAACGUCGGCGUUUUCUCGUGCAUCCCACAACCAGGAGACGUCAUCGUUUACGAUGAGUUGAUACAUGCCAGUGUACACGAAGGGAUGCGGCUUUCUCGCGCAAAAAUGAAAAUACAAUUUGCGCAUAAUUCUGUCCCUGACUUGGAGGACGUGAUAAAAGCGAUCGUCAAUGAUGGCUCAGGAUCCCCGCAACAUGAGUACAACGUCUUCAUUGCCGUCGAAACGUUGUACAGUAUGGAUGGAGAUACAGCGCCCUUAGAAGAUAUUAUUCCAUUGGUGCGAAAAUAUUUUCCACAAAGGAACGCAUAUCUGAUUGUGGAUGAGGCACACGCGACAGGAGUCUUUGGGCCCAAUGGAGCUGGGGUUGUUCAGGAUCUAGGUGUUGAGGACCAGAUUUUCCUCCGGACGCAUACUUUUGGAAAGGCACUGGCAAGUCAAGGUGCUAUUGUUCUGUGCGAUCCAUUGACCAAAGAGUACUUGAUUAACUACGCUCGCACCUUGAUCUAUACUACGGCAAUGAGCAAGCCUUCUCUCAUUGCAAUUCGCUCCGCCUAUGAACUGAUGGCAGAAGGCCAAACAGAAUCGUUUCAGUCAAAUUUGCAGUCCAACAUCUUAUACUUCCAAUCACGCUGCGACAAAAUGGGCGAUAGAGUCAAGUCCUCUGUUCUCCACAUAGAAUACAAUCGUCGAUCACCGAUCUUUUCAAUCCGAACUAAGCUGCCGCGAGAGCUCGCUCGUUAUUGUCAAGUGCGUGGGCUUAUUGUUCGACCGAUUAUGGCACCAACGGUACCUCUUGGAAAAGAACGAGUCCGUGUUUGUUUGCAUGCAGGGAACACGCGUCAGGAAAUGGAUAGAGUGUUAGCUACAAUUGAACAGUGGGCCCAGCAGCAUCACCUUGUAGCGAAGCUAUGA